Penicillium salamii is the source of this 900-nucleotide messenger RNA. Lineage: Eukaryota; Fungi; Ascomycota; Eurotiomycetes; Eurotiales; Aspergillaceae. The record is from the annotation of a GenBank genome assembly.
AUGUCUCUCUCACUAAAGUCCACCUACAAGCUGGUUUCGGGCUAUGAGAUUCCCGUUGUUGGGCUCGGAGUCUACCAAACACCUUCCGAUGUCACCGAGAAGGUGACUUCCAAGGCCAUUGAGCUUGGAUACCGCCAUGUCGACUGCGCCAAAGUAUACGGAAACGAAUUAGAAAGUGCCAAAGCCAUUCGCGACUCUGAAAUUGACCGUUCCGAGAUCUUCUACACCAGCAAGGUCCCCCGCACCUGUAUGGGAUAUGAGAAGGCUAAGCGGGCCAUUGAGGAGAGCAUUGCGGCCGCCAACCUUGGCUACAUUGACCUGUAUGCAGUGUUUCGCAGGGAUAAGAAAUGGCACAGGCUAACACUCGCACUUAGUAUGUUGAUUCACGCUCCCUACGGCGGCAAGGAGGACCGCCACGGCACCUGGCGCGCACUCGUCGAGGCCCAGAAGGCAGGCCACAUCCGCUCACUGGGUGUUUCCAACUUCAGCAUCCAGCAUCUCGAGGAAUUGGAGGCUUAUAUCAAGAGCGGAGCCGGGGGUCAGAUCACCGUUGGCCAGUAUGAGAUCCACCCGUGGUGCCCGCGUGACGAUAUCGCGGAGUGGUUGCAGAAGCGCAACAUCGUUGUCGAGGCGUACUCUCCCCUUGUUCAGGCGACACGUAUGAAGGAGCCUGUUCUGCAGGGCUUGUCCAAGAAGCACGGCAAGAGCGAGGCCCAGAUUUUGGUUCGCUGGAGCUUGCAGAAGGGAUACGUGCCCCUCCCCAAGUCGGCGACCGAGUCUCGCAUUCGCGAGAACUCCGAGGUUUUCGAUUUCACUCUGUCCGAAGAGGACAUGGCCAGCUUGAAGCUCGACUUAUAUGAGCCCGUGUGCUGGGACCCCGUCCGCGACUGCAAGAUUUGA